AUGUCGACUUUGCGGAGCGAGCCGAUGGUGCGGGGGACGAUAGUGCUGCCGUCUUCGCUGCCGGUGGCCCACGAGCUGCUGGAGCGUUUGGGGCGGCUGGGGGCUGUGCAGUUUGUGGACAUGCAAGCAGCAGCUUUGGUGCGUCCUUACAACAAUUACAUUCAAAGAAUAGAAGAAAUGGAAAGAAUAAUAAGGUUUUUGCAGGAAGAAAUCCGCUGCCUGGAGGGCGGCCCGGGCGCAGCAGCAGCAGCAGCAGCAGCAGCAGCAGCAGCAGCAGCAGCGCCGCAGGGGCUCGUCGUGGUGGCCCCCGACGGCGAACGCAGCUUCCUCGAAAACGGCCAAGGCUAUGUCUUGGACAAAGUGGAGGAAGCUUUGAACCGGCUGUACGGACAGUUCGUGCUGUUCAAAAGCAACAAUUCAAGUUUGCAAUCCGAGAAAAAUGCUGCUCUUGAGGAGCAGUGUGUGCUGCGGGUGGCGCUGCAGCAGCAGCAGGGCGGCGCAGCAGCAGCAGCAGCAGCAGCGCGCGCGCCGCCGGGCUCGCCGCCGCCCGAGGCGCUCUCCGACCUCGAGGACGGCGGCGCCAACUCGCUGCUGCUGCAGCAGCAGCAGCAGCAGCAGCAGCAGCAGCGCAACUCCGAGGAAGACCUGGGGCUCGGCCGCAAAGCCGCAGCAACUGCUGCUGUGUCUGCUGUUGCUGGCGUGCUGCCAGCAGCAGAAAUCCCGCGCUUCCAGCGCACGCUCUUCCGGGCCACGCGCGGCAACGCCUUCUGCUUCUUCCAGUCCAUCGAGCUGCCCUUCUGCGACCCCAAGUCCGGACAAGAAGUUCAAAAAAGUGUUUUCGUCGUUUACCAUCAAGGAAGCACGCAGUCGCUGCUGCACGAAAAGAUCACCAAGGUCAGCAGCGUCUUCGGCGGCUGCUGCUACGAGUGGCCGCUCAGCCUCAAGCAAACGCAGGAGAGAUUGGACGGCUUGGCAGAUGUCAUUAAAGAUAAAGAAAAGGCGCUGGCCGCCUACGAGCAUUACUUUUUGGGGGAGAUUUCCACUUUGCUGGACGUUCCCAGAGAGGGCAGCUCUUCGUUGAUUGAGGAGUGGCGCAUGUUCUGUCAGAAGGAAAAGGCCAUUUACGCCGCCCUCAACUGCUUCGAAGGCAAGCCGCCCUGCCUAGCCAGUAGCUAG
Messenger RNA from Eimeria necatrix, 1176 nucleotides. RefSeq names its product vacuolar proton-translocating ATPase subunit, putative. Gene Ontology annotation, molecular function: ATPase binding; proton-transporting ATPase activity, rotational mechanism. The record is from RefSeq and is a predicted model, not a curated record. Bases 1 to 1176 code for a protein of 391 amino acids. NCBI's taxonomy places the organism in Eukaryota, Apicomplexa, Conoidasida, Eucoccidiorida, Eimeriidae. Gene Ontology annotation, biological process: proton transmembrane transport; vacuolar acidification. The transcript is spliced from 2 exons. Gene Ontology annotation, cellular component: vacuolar proton-transporting V-type ATPase complex; proton-transporting V-type ATPase, V0 domain.